Messenger RNA from Monodelphis domestica (gray short-tailed opossum), 714 nucleotides. Lineage: Eukaryota; Metazoa; Chordata; Mammalia; Didelphimorphia; Didelphidae. The record is from RefSeq and is a predicted model, not a curated record.
CCUGAGUACUUUGACAAGGUUCCUUUCUCUAGCACCAGGUUUAUUCACUACACCAAGCCAUGGCUUCCCAGCAGCAGAAGCAGCCCUGUACUCUUCCUCCCCAGGAGUCAUGUGCUUCCCAAACCAAGGAACCCUGCCAUCCCAAGGUGCCAGAGCCUUGCCAUCCCAAGAUGCCAGAGCCCUGUCAUCCCAAGGUGCCAGAGCCUUGCCAUCCCAAGGUGCCAGAGCCUUGCCAUCCCAAGGUGCCAGAGCCAUGCCAUCCCAAGGUGCCAGAACCUUGUAUAACCACUCCAUCUCUAGCUCAAGAGAAGUGCCCACAGGUCCCCAAGACCAAGCAGAAGUAAAAUGACUCAGGACUACGCCCUCCCUGGGACCAAUCUCUGUAUGCAGAUCCUCCCUUAUAAUCAGCUUUCCAGUUUUAAUUGCUUAAGCUUUCUGUGUUGCCUGGGAAAGUUCUCCUCUGAUAAUUUGCAGCUUGUAAUUCAUAUGUUCCAAUCAAUUAACGAGGGCCCUGCCCUUCAUCUGGCUCCUAAAAAUAAGUUCUACAGAAAUGUGUCCCAGCCCUGGGAUUCUUAAGUACCUGGAUCAGAAUAAGCUUACAUCUGCUUGAGCUGGCCCUCUGGCUACCCAGCUAUUAGGGUUGGAAUCAGGAUAAUUCUCAGAAAGCUUCAGUCCAGAAAUGCCUCAAUCCUUCCCCUAUCCAUUAAACUAAUU